Messenger RNA from Mizuhopecten yessoensis (Yesso scallop), 789 nucleotides. RefSeq names its product high affinity copper uptake protein 1-like. Gene Ontology annotation, molecular function: copper ion transmembrane transporter activity. The transcript is spliced from 4 exons. Gene Ontology annotation, biological process: copper ion transmembrane transport. The record is from RefSeq and is a predicted model, not a curated record. Gene Ontology annotation, cellular component: membrane. The coding region runs from base 166 to 633 and encodes 155 amino acids. NCBI's taxonomy places the organism in Eukaryota, Metazoa, Mollusca, Bivalvia, Pectinida, Pectinidae.
CUCUGAUAAGUAUGCGUUUACAUGAAAUUGGUGAUAUAAAAAUGACAUACUGUAAACACCUGGUACGUGAAAAUGCUGGUAACCUGUCACCAAAGGGUGAAUAAAUAUUGUCAUAGAUUUUAAAAGGGUUACACUGGUUUGUAUUCGGAAACAGAGAGCCCAAUAAUGGCGGAUAAUAAUACGUAUCCUGAGGAGUGUGGAAUUCCCAGCAUGGCUAUGUAUUUCCACACAGAGCCGUGUCAAUACAUAUUAUUUCAAGCGUUCAAGACAUCAUCUAAUAAAGGAUUACUCGGAGGCUGUUUAUGCGUGUUCGUCUUUGCAUUUCUGUACGAGGGACUGAAGACUUUGAGGGAUUGUUGCUUUUUUUGGCUGCCGGUUAGACAUGUCAACCCCGUGGAACCAGGCACCAAGCAAAAAAUCAAAUGGACGUGGAGAGACAUGUUUACGUAUGGACACGUGCUGCAGGCCGUCCUCCACGUGGUACAGAUGCUAUGGAGCUACAGCAUGAUGCUGAUCUUUAUGACGUAUAACGCGUGGCUAUGUAUGGCCCUGUUACUCGGAGCAAUGCUUGGUUAUUUUGUGUUUGCUCCGGCAUCUACGUCAAAAGGUGACACCUUUGAGCACUGCCACUAAAACAAAUGAUGUUGUGCGAAUGACCAUACGUUCAUCAAACUUCAAACAAACACGAAAUGCAUGAUGUUCCGUAUUUAAUUUUACAGUCAACAUAUGAUGCUCUGGUAAAGGGAGGUCACCAAUAAAUACCAAAGUACUUUACUUCUUUAACAUUUG